CAAGCGCGGUACCCGGGAAGAGCGACUGGGUGGUGAAUCCGAGGGAAGGCGCGGAAGUGGAGAAGCGACGCUGGAACUCGGCCGCUGACUUGGAUCAUGCAGCAUGGAGAGUUACACAUUUGAAGCACAAAUUAAUAACAUCAUGUUAUAUGGCACUUUCAUUAAACCAUGCUGUGCAUUGGCUUGUGAGAAAUUUGAAAAGGGUUCAUCGAAGAAAUAUAAACCAGAUGACAUUUGGACAAUUUGGUGUAAUAAACCGCUGUUGGAGUUGCACAGAUACUGUGAUGUGAUUAAAAUAUACACCUUUUGGCCAUUUUUAUUUGAAUGUAGACAUAACAAUGAGAAAUUUAAUGGAGAUGUCAGUGGAGUUCAGUUCUGUGAGCUAACUUUGGAGAGCCUGAGUGAAAUGGAAACUUUAGAAGAUGUUGCUGAUCUGGCAAAAAGAUUUGCAAAUGUUCCACAUUUCAUCAAAGGCAUACUGAAAAUUGGGAAUGAAAUAGACAGUAGACUCUUUAACAUUACUGAUGCCUUUGAAUGGUUGAAAUAUGCGGAUGAUGUUGGGAUUUUACAGAAACUAGAAACACUUGGAAAUUAUUAUUGGCCUUUUCUAGAAGCCUUUUUUGCUGAAUACAGACAUUAUAUAAGUAAAGUUGUACUGGAGGAUUACAACUUAGUAGAAGAAUUUGAGUCUCAUCAUUGUGAAAGUUGUAUAAAGAAAAGUAAUGAUAUGAAAAAGAAAGGAAAUGAAGAAUUUGCUAAAGAGAAUUUUGAUAAUGCUAUCACCUCCUAUACAAAAGCUAUAGAACUUUGGCCUGAAAAUCACCUUCUUUAUGGCAACCGGGCCCUCUGUUUUCUCCGAACUGGACAGUAUAAAAAAGCUCUGGGUGAUGGGAAAAGGUCCAUUAUUUUGAAGCCCAGCUGGCCAAAGGGACACUAUCGAUUCUGUGAUGCACUUUCACUUUUGGGAGAACACAGAAAAGCACUGGAAGCCAAUGAGAAAGGUCAAGAACUGUGCAGCAGUAGUCCUGAAGGAAUUAAGGAUCUUAUUCAGCAACAUGAGAAAUUAAAAAAGCAAACAGAAGAAAUCCAAGGUGUGAGGCAAUAUAAACACAGAAUAAAGAAAACAACAUUUCAGAAAAAUUCAUCAGAAUCAGCUUCAGUCAGUAACCAACAAUCAAAAAAAUGUAAUGAAAAGAUAAUGCAGUUUGAUAAUCACAACCAUCUCAGUCAGAAGAAACAUAUGAAACAGGUAGCUGUUGAUGCACCAAAUAAAGAACACAGAGACUUACCAGAUUCAGGAACUAAUGAAAAUUCAGGAAAGCAAAAGAGCAGAAUGAGUGAUUCCGACAAGACAAGUGUCCACCUGAAUUCUAAAGUUGAUUGUCAAAAAUGUGUAGACAAAAAGGAUACUCCAUGUAGUUCUAUGCAUCAGGUGGUUGGAGUGUUGUCAGUAGAAAAGUUGAAGACUUAUAUAAAAGAUGGAUGUACAGCUUUGAUAGAUCAUCGUUUUCACAAUGCUGAACAAUCCUUUGAACAAUUACUGAAUGUUCUAAAUCCAUCAGAGCUUCAGCGCCUGAAUCUUGGUAUUAUUGACUAUGUUGUGAUAAUCUAUGGAUAUGCCACUGCUCUUCUUGGAACAGGGCAGCCUGCGGAACUAGCAAAAGCUGAAGACCAUUUUAACAAGAUAAUUGAAGAGUAUCAAAAAGUAAGGUUUAAUUGCUUGGCACACUAUGGAACCGGAAGAGUAUAUUUGAGACAGAACAGAUUUUCAGAAGCUCUAGACCAGUUCAUGAAAUCAAAGUUCAUGAUUGGUUAUAAGAUUGUGCCUGGUGUAUUAACAUGGCCCACAACUUCUGAAGUUAUUGAAGAGACAAGGGCAGAAAGAUUACAAGUUAUGUUGGAGGAGUAUAUUGAAGAUUGCAAAUUUCCUCCAAAUCCAGAUGCAAUUUGUCGCUAUCAACAGUGCCAAACACGUAAAAUCAAAAUAUAUUUUAGUGAUCCAGAUUUCAAGGGGUUUAUACGUGUUACUUGCUGUGAACAGUGUAUAGUGGAGUUUCAUGUAAGUUGCUGGAAAAAGCUGAAAGCUACAAGAUUCAAUGAUAAAAAUGACAAGGAUUUUCUUCAACAAGUCUGUUUCACUCCAGAUUGUGGAGGCCUCAUUUCAAAAAUUGUUCUCUUCAAUUCAUCUGGUAUUAUCAAAUGUGAGUUUGAGCAUAAAAUAAAAACCAAGAAUACCCCACGGCCCAUUGUUAAACAGAAAUGUUCAAGUUCUAGGAACUUGAAGUUAAAACAUGAAAAAAAGCUAAGAAGAAAAUUUCUGAAAGAAUCUACCUUGAAUUCCACAAAAGACAUUGCAGAAGAAUAUCAAAGAGGAAACUGUGUGCCAAAAUAUGAUACUCAUAAAGGAAGCGUUCAGAAAUGUUUAAUUUUUGGUGAUACUGUCCUACAACUUAUUGUACGGAACACUGAGAAAAUAAUAACAGGUGUACAUGGUAUUUCCAAACUUCUUAAUGAACUGCUUUCAUGGUGGGCAAUUAGCAAAGAGGACUAUGCUAUGUAUUCUACAAGUAGUGGUUCAUCGAGUGAAGUAAUGGAAGAGCUCAUAAACUACUUAAUUCAGAAAAAAAAUAGAGUGAAGACAAGAAUUUUUAUUCAUGUUUUAAGUGAGUCUGAAGAAGUGGAUCCCAAACUGCGUGAUUGGAUGACUCGCCUCAACAGAAAUGGCUUAGAAGCUUCAGAAGUUUUUUUCUCUCGUUAUGCACAUUCUGUUCUGCAGCUUGACCUCGGCCUUGUAGUGGCUCUCUGGAAUGAGACUUACGGCAUUAAGCUAGAUAGUAUUCUGAGCUGCUCACCUCAAGAUGACAAUGAAGUCUUGAGCUUUUUUUGUAACUCAGCAGUCAUAGAGCUUCGCUGUUUUAUAUGGCUAUUAGAACAGAAUAGAGAGCAUUUUCCAUCUUUUCAUCAAUUUUUAGAUGAAUACUUUGAUAAAAUGGAUAAUCCUUUUACUGUAUUAAAGAAGCAGGAAACUGAAACUUCUUCAAAUAAUGGUAUCAAAGUAAAAAACAGAAACCGAAAGAAGCCAAAGGAAUCAAGGGGUAUUUCAGUUCUCUCUGGAGGAGUUGGUGCAGCAACUCGAGAGGAGGACAAUAUAUUUUCAGAAGAAAAUGCAUUAAGUUUUAUGAAUCCAUCUGAGCCUUUCAGAAUUCCAGAUUAUCUUUAUGAUCAAGUUGAGGAAUUUGAAGCUUUGUUUAAUGUUUCUUCCGGUAGCAGUUAUCACAGAAUGUUGGACAACUAUCCAGACCCAACGUGUGAAAACUUAUAUGACUAUUUUUUUCAAAUCUUGGAAGAACAUGGCCCUAUGGAAAUUGAUAGCCCUCUGUUAAUUGGAGAAUAUGAAUACUUUCCUGCAAGCACCCAUAAGAUUGUGGAAGAUGCUGGUGGUCUGAAAUCUUUCCUGCUGCAGUCUCUUCGUUUUAUUAUGAUGGGUGACCUUAUUGGUUUAAUGAAACAUGCAGUUAUACUGAAUGAAAAUGUAGAUGCUUCUGGAGUUGAACAAAGAAAUAGAAAUGGAGAAAAUUAUUCAACUUGCUUAUCUAGUCAAGAACAGAGUUCUCAAAGCAAACCACGUUUAAACCCAGCCGCUAAGGAGUUUACGCCUAUCUCUCAUAUUAAUAAACCAUUUAUGCCAGUAACUACUGACUCAGUAGCCAUCAGUAAUCUAGAAUAUAUGACUACCAGCCAUUCCUCUUUUAGUCCUUUUGUCUCUACAUAUUCUUUUUCUAAUCAGACAACUGACACAAUAGCAGCAUCACUGUCUACAUCAGAAUUAUCAAUGCCUUCAACUUUAUCUGAGAUCCAUCCAGUAUUUCUGAAUGAAGUUCCUUCAGACUUUCCAGUCAUUACUCAGAUAUCACUUACACCAGAUGUAUCAGAUCAGUCUAAUUAUAUAUUUGCAAGUUAUGAUGCUUACCUUGAUACUGAUCCAGAAGCUAUAUCAGAUGGUGACUACAGCGUUGAUAAUCUUGCAGCGAGUGAUGUACAGAAGUUCCAGAUUCUUGAGUGCAUAUUAAAGUCAGAAAAUCAACCUCAUGAACAAAACCUUGAUCAGAUUGAGCAUCAUAGUAAUGAAGCUGGAUGUCGUUCUGUUACCAAAGUGGAAACUGAUAAUAAAUCUGUAAUAAGAAACAACCCCCGUUCUAGGAUGAUUGCUAUUCAGGUAGAUCAUGAACUAACAGAUGCAGGAGUUAAUACUUUGCCUUUCCACCCAUAUGAAAUGCAGCAGGGAGAUAUGUUACGUAUGGAGAAAGAGCAUCAAGUACUACAAGAACAACUUAAAGAAGCAAAUGGGAAAUAUGAACAGCUAAAAUGUCGAAGCUCUGAAGAAAUAAGUGUUUCGGAAAAAGAAUUAAAAACAAGUGUUGAAACAAACAAGCUCGCCAAGAAAGAACUGGAUUGGUUUCAUACAGAUUUAGAAAUUAUGAUAAAAAGAUGGCAACAGGGAAAAAAGGAAAAUCAAGAAGGAUUAAAAAUAGGAAGGAGUAAAAUAAGAAAGCUAACAGAUACCAAUGAAAUGUACAUGAGGAACAUUGAUGAGAAAGAGAAGCAGUACAAAUUGUAUUUGGAUGAAUUCCUUGAGAUCAGCAAUAAAUUUGAAAAUGAAAAAGUAAAAAUGGAGGAGCUUACAAAAAAAAGUCGCAAUGACUACCUGGAGCUUGUUAAGCAGGCUGUUGCAGCAGAGGUGUCAGUUCUUACACACUGGAAGGAAACUGAAUUAUGCAAGUUACAUGGAAAAGCAGCACAUGCAGAAGCAACUCUUAAAUACCUGAAGGUCAUGAAUAGUUGCUUAGCACUGCCUGAUUGGAAGUUUCAAGUUGAUUCUUUGGAGUCCUUUAUUUCUGAUAUCAAAGAAGAAAUUGGAAAAGCAGAGAGUCAGUUUGAAGAGAGAAUUUGUAUGGUAAAAAAUGGUGUUUUGCUAAACAGUAUCUCCAAAGUAGAAAUUGCAGAACUUGAGCUUCCUUCCAGUCUAUCACCAGCAAUUCAUAAGACAUCUCCUAUUAAUGAUCCAGCUAUUCUCAUGUAUUCAGCUGGAGCUCCUCACCUACCAUCUAACUUACUGGAUACAUUUUCAAGUAUUAAAGAUAACAGUUUCCUGCAUUCCACAGUUAACAAGCUUAGUGGCAGUAAAACAUCUCAUAAAAAUUAUCAUGUGGCCUCUUAUGCACAUGCAGACUCUGGUGAAGCACUCUGUGAAGGUAAAGAGAGGCCAUAUUUUGAUAAAGUGUGUCAAUCCAUGUCACCAAGGAACACUAGAAGACAUGUCCAGGAUAUCCAAUUACAGCACAAUACUGCAGAAGAACCAGCAGCAACUGCAAGGUUGGACCAUAACCAAACUUCAGACAAGCCAUUUCUUCCACAGCCAUGUGAAAGUAUUAUUGACCAACUUAAGGCUAUAUUUCCAGACUAUACAAGUUCAGAUUUUGAGACCUUCAUAAAAGAAGUAAAAGUCAACAAUGGAAACAAACUAAGCAUGGAUGAGCUCCUUAACUUUAUUCUGGAUCAUGCAAACAAGAAGAAGAUUAACUCCUCUCUAGGGAAAAGUGAGAAACCACCCUCUUAUAAUUCUGGACAAACUAGAAAUCAGGCUCAAAAAAUAAAAAAGAUAUUGAAACAGAAUAUGCCUAGCACGUCUGUCUCAAGACCUGAUAAUGAAAACAAGAAAAAAAAACUUCCACCUUCAUCAACUCAGUUACCUUGGAAAACUGAUGGAGGAAUAGCAAAAUCCAAGUGGAAGAACACUAGUGAUGCCACUGAUAAUGAUCCCUGUGUGAUUUGCCAUGAGGAACUUAGCAUGGAAGAAUCCAGUGUGUUAGAUUGUGGACACAAAUUUCACAAGCUGUGUAUUGGUCCAUGGAUUAAGCAGCACAGUACAUGUCCAACAUGUCGUCGUCAUGUUUUGUUACCUGAAGAUUACCCUGAGCUUCGUGGACGAAACAGAUUUACUUGAAAUUUUAUUGCAGUAUACAAAUUAGCGAGACAUGUGCAAUGUGCUUCAUUUUAGAUGGAGUAACCAACAUGUAAUAUUAGUUUCUGCCAUUGUUCCUGAAUGCUAGUCAAAUUAAUAUUUCACACUUUGUAUCUUUCUGCUGCAUCUUAAGGUAUUUCCUAUUAGUAGAUAGUUCUCUUGCCACUAGUAACAUUAUGCAGUAUGUAUCUUAGCUGUUCUGUAGCAAAACUGGGAAUUUACCUGCUUUCAAACUAAUAGACAUUCUCUUGAAAAAUAAAAUUUUUAAUCUAGAUCUAUUUUCAAACAUCUCUGAAUAUGAGUAAUGUAAGAUGCGAAUUCAAGAUCAUGGACAGGUGUUCAGAUUAGUCUGGAACUUCAGUACAUCUGUAGUCUGGUUCUUGUUAAUUCUGAGUGACUGGUGAUCUUAGCUAACAAAUGUGAAGAUCCCAGCUGCCAAGAGUGGUGGAUGGCUCCCCCCGCACCUUCAUAAACACAUGCUCUUUUUCCAGUGCUAGUGCCUUGUUUUCAAAGAUUGCUCUUUCUCCAUACUGGUUGUUGGAUCCAAAGAACCACAAGUGGAAGCUUCUGGAGUUUAUCCAGUGAUAUAAGUUGGUUCUGUAGCAAUCCUCACGCUACCACAAGGAGAUCAUCAUGUUUGUAUAUAUCUCUUCUGUGGCACACUCUUGCUAUUAAAUAAAACAAGUUUUGCUGAAUGAAAGGCACCUUUGGAUCCAGCCCAUGACAUGAGAUUGCCAGUAAGUGUUCUCCCUAACCAUGAGCAAUAAAUGAAUGUGUUUGGUUAUAAUUCUGUUUCUGUCAGUAAAGACUGGUAACGGACUCACAUUUUAAUUUAGCUACUCUGAUUAUUUCCAGUGAUUAUGCAGUUACUUUUAUAUUAAGAUCAUAACCUUUUUUAAAGUUACAGAAGCAACUUCAAUCCUUCAUUUUAACACAAUAUCUUUUAAUAAAAUGUGAAUGUUUAUCUUGACUGUGCUUUAGGAAAACUGGUAAAUUAACCAGCUUUAGCAUAUAUAUAGCACAUGUGCAGUGCUUAUGUAGGAGGGAAAUGAUAGAGCAGGGGUCCUAACUUGCCCUCCCUUUGCACACCAGGGAGGCCUGUUUGCAUCUCCUAUGUCCCAACCUUGUUCCCUCCACUCAGUCAAGGGACAUGGCCUUCUGGCCAAAUUCAUUUGUCUGAAUAGCGGCUCUUAUAAAAGUUAUUUUGGGAUGUCAAGAAAAGUUAGUCUCUGAAACUAACAGUUAAGCAGCUGUAGUAGAGAUCCCUGUCCAGUGCAGCAACAUUGGUUUUUUAAAAAAUAUUUCCCAUUGUGUCAUCACAUAUUUAAGAGUUUGACUGAAUAACUGGAAAACUUUAAUAGCCUGAUGUCCAGACAAGCUGUUUUCAGCAUUGUACAUUUAUUGCUUAAUCAUCUCUUCAUUCAGAAUAUUAAAUUGUCAUUAAUUAACAAAAAAUUGGUAACAAUUUUAAUAUGUAUUGAGUCAAAUUUGUAUUCUGUG
Molecule: messenger RNA, 7522 nt
Organism: Eublepharis macularius
Lineage: Eukaryota; Metazoa; Chordata; Lepidosauria; Squamata; Eublepharidae
Gene: TTC3
Product: tetratricopeptide repeat domain 3
Exons: 46
Coding region: 104-6004 (1966 amino acids)
Biological process (GO): regulation of apoptotic process
Molecular function (GO): protein binding
Source: RefSeq, a predicted model, not a curated record